Molecule: messenger RNA, 1385 nt
Organism: Ipomoea nil (Japanese morning glory)
Lineage: Eukaryota; Viridiplantae; Streptophyta; Magnoliopsida; Solanales; Convolvulaceae
Product: E3 ubiquitin-protein ligase MBR1-like
Exons: 6
Coding region: 141-1055 (304 amino acids)
Molecular function (GO): ubiquitin protein ligase activity
Source: RefSeq, a predicted model, not a curated record
CAAAAUUUCCCUUGUAUCAAGGCCCCUUUGAAACAGUGAUUUCACUUUUGAUCUCAUUCUUCUCUUCUCUAUUGGAUUCCUAGACCUGCCUAAAGCCUAAUCAAUCAACUUCUUCCUAAAAUCCCAUUUUUCUCACAUUUAUGCAAUCUUCUUCAAAUGGUUCAGUUGAGCCCCAGAGUUCACUCAAAUUCAGGGCUAAAAACAAGAGUAGUCCCUUUAUGAUGAGGGCUCUUGGAGGACUUGGCUGCAAGGGGCACUCAUCCUCGGCAGCGUCGGCUCCGGCGGUGAUCCGGUCAGCGGCGCAGUGGGACCCUGCUAACCAAGGGAAGAAGAAGAAGAAGAAGAAGAAAACAUCAUCGGCAUUGGGUAGUGGUACUAGGAAUAAUCCUGCUGCCAAUGUAGUUGUAGAUGUUCCUGAUGUCUGCUGCGCUCCUCCUGGGAUUGGUUCUGCUUCCGAUGUUCUUCCUAGACCAAGAAACAACACUCAAAGACCAAAUCACAGAGAGCAUUCUCGUAUACAUCGAAGAGCUGCAACCCAAGAAGAAACCUCUGCACUGAACUUGUCAGCAUCAUCUGAUGCAAUUAGCACCAGAAACCAGACACUUAGUACUAGGAAUUAUCCUGUCUUUCAUCAUCAUUCUCCUGGAGGAGGAAUAUCUGAGAUUGUGAUACUAAGACAGAACAUCCUGUAUGCAAGAAAUGUUGACAGAUAUGAUCAGUAUGGAGACUGGAGACUUGAUGUGGAUCAUAUGGGCUAUGAGGAACUGCUUGAAUUGGGUGAUAGGAUUGGUUAUGUGGGCACAGGUUUGGGAGAAGAGAGGAUACUUCAAUUCCUAAAGAAAGUUAAGCACUCAAAUCCUGAGGCCAUUCCAUUGCUUAAUUCCAACUAUGAUAAAGACUGGAAGUGCAGCAUUUGUCAAGAGGGAUACAAAAGAGGUGAUGAAUUGGAAGUAGGAAGGUUGGAGUGUGGGCACUACUACCACAUACACUGCAUCAAGCAAUGGCUUCUCAACAAGAAUGUAUGCCCUCUUUGCAACAACUCUGUGAUUCGUUGAUCACAACAGACACUCCCAAACUUUUUGCUGCAAUCUUGCCUUAUUCUUCAUCUUAUUUCUCCAAAAAUCUUUUAAUUUUCCAAUCCUGCUAUAUAUUCUUACACAUUCAGUUUCCAUUUUCUUCCACACAACACUGGAGUUGCAUUGGGUGAUUUUAUCCUUGGUGUGGAUGUGAGUGUUUGACUUGGUGAAAAGCAUAUAAUUAUUGUAUUAUUCUGGUACGCCCGCCAGAGGACUUGUAGAAUCUUCUUCUUGCUGAUGCUCAUGGUGCCGUGACUCAGAGAGUGUGGUAGCCUGUUUCUCUUGUCCUUUUACGGGUCUUUUCUCACC